AGGGCACCUUUCUACCACGUCACGACCUGGUGGCCCCGCCCCCUAACUCCAGACAGGAUCUUUUCCUUGCAGUUGCGGAUAUGUGAUGCAACCAGAUGACAGCCUCGGGCUCCACCGCGGGCACUGACAACCCGACCCCCGGCACCAGCAGCUCGGCUGCGGCCGAUGGUGGCAGCCAGGACAGUACCUUCGAAUGUAACAUAUGUCUGGACACAGCCAAGGACGCGGUGAUCAGCCUAUGCGGACAUCUCUUCUGCUGGCCUUGUUUGCAUCAGUGGUUGGAGACCAAACCCACCAGACAAGUGUGUCCUGUCUGCAAAGCUGGCAUCAGUCGGGACAAGGUGAUCCCCUUAUAUGGGCGAGGAAGCACCGGUCAACAGGACCCCAGAGAACGAACACCGCCCCGACCACAAGGACAAAGGCCUGAGCCAGAGAACCGUGGUGGAUUUCAAGGCUUUGGUUUUGGAGAUGGGGGUUUCCAGAUGUCCUUUGGAAUCGGUGCCUUUCCAUUUGGUAUUUUUGCGACAGCCUUCAACAUCAAUGACGGACGACCCCCCCCAGCGGCCCCUGGGACGCCACAGCACAUGGACGAACAGUUCCUGUCUCGACUCUUCCUAUUUGUCGCCCUGGUGAUCAUGUUUUGGCUGCUGAUUGCAUGAACGUGUGAAAAUGAUGGAAAACGAUUUUCCCGCAGACUUGAAGGUGCUAAUGUGAUUCUGCUCUCCUGCAUGACACCACCCACUCCACCACUCAUGAAAAACCAGGUGAGAUUAGAAUUGCACCUCCCCUCCCAAAAUAAUGUUUUCAUUUGAAUGGACAUGGAGCAGCCUGUGGGAAAAAUUUCUCCAAUUUUUUUAAAGACGCUCAGCUUCAGCUCUGAAUUCUUCCGAGAUGAACUUUUUAAAAGAUCAAAUCAUCUGUUCUUUCCAAUUCUGGAUUUUCUUUAAUUCUAUUUUAAGAUGCGGUUCUCAGUUCGCCAUCAUUCUGAAAGUGAUCAGAUGUGAAUGAUUUACUGCAGGAGUAAUUUAUACAACAGUAUUUUGAAUUCUAAAUUGAAAGAUUAUUUUUCUCAUUUUAUUGUUCAUUGCUGUAAUUAAAUGUAAAAUACUGUAAAAAAAAAAAAGACUAAUUUUGGGACCUGGAUAACCUGUAACCGUUAUUUUAAAUGCGACUUCCUUUCAAUUUGUGUAAAUGAGGACGUUAAUCACCAUCUGUGUGUGAACCCAUGACGGCGUGUGAAUCCCACACCAGCCUUAGUCAUCUAGUUAAAUGGCGUUUGAAAAACUGAACGACGUGUUUGUCAGUGCGAUGUUUCGAUGUCCUUCAUUUCUGUGUGUUCCACCUAAAGACAAACACUCACUCUGAACUGUACAAAUAAGGAAGCAGAAAUAUUUUGGCCAUUUUGUGGAAGAGCUUUAUAUAAAAACAAAAUAAAGUACAAAAACAGUCGGA
Molecule: messenger RNA, 1452 nt
Organism: Cynoglossus semilaevis (tongue sole)
Lineage: Eukaryota; Metazoa; Chordata; Actinopteri; Pleuronectiformes; Cynoglossidae
Gene: rnf185
Product: ring finger protein 185
Exons: 7
Coding region: 96-659 (187 amino acids)
Biological process (GO): ubiquitin-dependent protein catabolic process
Cellular component (GO): endoplasmic reticulum
Molecular function (GO): ubiquitin protein ligase activity; metal ion binding
Source: RefSeq, a predicted model, not a curated record